AUGCCUUCAGAUAUACUUCUAAGUGGGAACCAGACAAAAGAAUUAGAUGGCAAGAUACGAACACUCAAAAUAACAGAUAAGAAUGAAACACAUCCUGCUUCCCAUACGCCACGCAAACCUCUUGGAACCAGCAUUUUACAGAAUACUUUCCCUGUGGAUGAUGUCAAAAGUUCCAAAGAGUCAGUAAAGUCGACAGCAGCAGUGAAAGUACUUCAAGAAGAGCCAUUACUGAAAGAAAACCCUGGCCGAUUUGUUAUUUUCCCCAUCCAGUACCAUGACAUCUGGCAGAUGUACAAAAAGGCAGAAGCCUCUUUCUGGACAGCGGAAGAAGUGGAUUUGUCCAAAGAUUUUGAUCACUGGGAAAAGCUAAAGCCAGAAGAGAAGCAUUUUAUCUCUCACGUCCUUGCAUUUUUUGCUGCUAGUGAUGGAAUUGUGAAUGAGAAUUUGGUUGAAAGGUUCAGUAAGGAGGUUCAGGUCACAGAAGCUAGAUGCUUCUACGGAUUUCAGAUUGCCAUGGAAAAUGUCCAUAGUGAGAUGUACAGUUUGCUCAUCGACACUUACAUCAAGGACAAAGUUGAGAGAGAGUUCCUGUUCAAUGCCAUUGAGACACUACCCUGUGUGACCAAGAAAGCUGAUUGGGCCAUGAAAUGGAUUGGUGACCAAGACGCACCCUUUAGUGAACGAGUGAUCGCUUUUGCUGCAGUGGAAGGUAUCUUUUUCUCCGGAUCAUUUGCUGCCAUUUUCUGGUUGAAGAAGAGAGGUAUCAUGCCAGGACUUACCUUCAGCAAUGAGCUGAUCAGUCGAGAUGAGGGUCUGCACUGCGAUUUUGCCUGUCUGAUGUUCAAGCACCUUUUGAACAAGCCAUCACACGAGCGCGUGUACAAUAUUAUAAGAGACGCUGUCAUGAUUGAGCAGGAGUUUCUCACAGAUGCUCUCCCUUGUAAUCUAAUUGGCAUGAACUGUGACCUGAUGAAGAUCUACAUUGAGUUUGUGGCGGACAGGCUUCUUGUUGAACUUGGAUGUGAAAAGAUUUACCAUGCUGAAAACCCCUUUGACUUCAUGGAGCACAUAUCCUUGGAAGGAAAAACCAACUUCUUCGAGAAAAAGGUCGGGGAAUAUCAAAAGAUGGGGGUCAUGAAUAAGACAUCAGUGAAUCAUCAGUUUUCCCUCGAGGAAGACUUUUAA
Molecule: messenger RNA, 1185 nt
Organism: Candidula unifasciata
Lineage: Eukaryota; Metazoa; Mollusca; Gastropoda; Stylommatophora; Geomitridae
Source: the annotation of a GenBank genome assembly